This is a messenger RNA of Symbiodinium natans, 873 nucleotides long. Lineage: Eukaryota; Dinophyceae; Suessiales; Symbiodiniaceae. The record is from the annotation of a GenBank genome assembly.
AUGGACUCUGACUGCGUCGUGAAGAAUGACCGGUACUCGACCGUCGUCCAGGAUCCGUACCUCUACCCGGCAGCUCAUCCAGGCACCUACACUGCCUUCUUCGUUGUCGGUAUUGGAAUGUGGCUCAUUGUGCUGGUGCUGCUGUUUGUCCCUGUGUCAGCUCCCCCAAAGCUUCGCAGAGCCCUGACAGCAGCUUUCCUGCUUCGUGGCAUCGGCUACAUAGUGGAGGGAGUCGCGCACAUCACCUUCAAUCAGGGUGAUGGUCUUGGCCUUGCCUUGGCUGGUCGGGCCGUGGUGAUCGUUUCCUUGUUCCUUUGGCUCGCGCUUUCCACUGGCAUAGGGGAAGUACUUUUGGAAGGGAGUCACGUCCUUUGGUUGACGUCGUGGGUAAUCUCAUUCUUGUUUUUGCCAGUGGCUCUGACAUUGCUCUUCCUGUUUUCCCAACACAGCACCAUUGUGGGAACGUCCGCAGCCGGUGUCGUUGACCUCUACUGGGCUUCUAUAUGGUGUGGCGUGGCGAGCACUUCUUGGAUCCGGGGGGGCACUGGAAACGCGUACGCAACCGCCAUGCUCACGUUGGCAGCUUCUGGGUCUAUCUUCCUAGCUGCCACGGAGAAUCUUUGCGGUCCGCCUGCGCACGCUAGCUGCUACGAGGGCUGCUUCAUGAAUGCUGGUGGUUGGUACAGUCUUUUGGGGUGCGGCCUGUGCCUUCUGGGCCACCUCUUUGCCGUCGGUUUCUGGCUCCUGGACCCUGUCCCGAUGGAUGUCCCAUGGCCACCAACCACCUGGGAGCAUUUCUUCACGCGCAAGGCGGUGUCGCCCAGUGGCAACGGACACCCAGCGCCGACGCCAAUGCCCGGGUUCCAUGCCUGA